AUGAGUUAAUGGAUUUUUAGAAUUCAUUAAUGCAAAUCUACCAAUUACACAAGAGAUUCCCCAUAAGUAUUAUAUAAAGCCUGUUUUCAAUUUACAGAGUUAGGAGCUGUGAUAACAGGAUUACUAGUUGGUGAUGUGAAUACAAAAAGUUCUUAUGAAGAAGGGCUUUUUAGUAUGUGGAAAUCAAAGCUUACAAAAAAUUCGUCUAUUAAGAUAUUGCUCUCAUUAGUUCUACCAUUUAUAAUUUUGAUUCCUUUUAUAUUUAUAAAUUUGAUUAAUGUUUUAUAUAGUUCAUGUAUUGAAUGAAUAAUAAUUUUAGAUUAUUCCAAAAUUUUUGGGAGUUGGUGGAAUCAUAAAUUGGGUAUUUCCAUAUCCUCUAAGUCGAUAUAAAUUACAAAUACCAGGUGA
Paramecium octaurelia is the source of this 408-nucleotide messenger RNA. NCBI's taxonomy places the organism in Eukaryota, Ciliophora, Oligohymenophorea, Peniculida, Parameciidae. The record is from the annotation of a GenBank genome assembly.